Molecule: messenger RNA, 1773 nt
Organism: Capronia epimyces CBS 606.96
Lineage: Eukaryota; Fungi; Ascomycota; Eurotiomycetes; Chaetothyriales; Herpotrichiellaceae
Exons: 7
Coding region: 1-1773 (590 amino acids)
Source: RefSeq, a predicted model, not a curated record
AUGCUCGCCGACUACUUUUUCAUCGGGGCCAGCCUUGCUCUCUCUGUGGCUGCAUUCCCCGGAGUGCUGAACAACACGGCGCCGACUUGGAUUGGCCCCAUCUAUGUCCCUGCGACCAAUACUUCAUCGCAGCUGUUCUUAGAUGCCAGUGCUGCCGCAUAUGCUGCUGUCACCGACGCCAUCAACACCGGAGUUUCCCAAUAUGGAUCCGUCGACAACCAGACCACGUCCUUCUCGGUCGCAGUAUUUUCGGCCGUCACCAAUGAGACUCUGUUUGAGUAUCAUUUUGCUGCCCCAGGACUCAAUGGUUCGUUGACCAAGGGAAAUCUCUCCGAGAAUACCAUCUACCGAACCGGAAGUUUGGGCAAGUUGUUUGUCACGUAUGCCUUUCUCGUCGACAUUGGUGACGGCGUAUUCCUGGAUCCGGUGACAAAAUACCUGCCUGAGCUUAAGGAAGCGGCUCGCACUCUGCCACAUGAUCCAAUCCGAUAUGUCAACUGGGAAGAAGUCACUGUGGGCUCUCUCGCGUCACAACUUUCCGGAAUCGGACGAGACUAUCUCUUGGGAGACUUCGCUACCAGUGGAUUUCAAGCCCCCACACUCGAGGAGUUUGAGGCAGAUGGCUAUCCCUACAUACCCGACUCCGAGCAACCCAAUUGUACCUUCUACGGCGAUAACUACCCAACUUGUACCCGGGCACAAUUGUUCAAGGGACUUGUUCAGCAUCCGCCGGUCUUCCAGUCAUAUGAGAAACCCAUGUAUUCCAAUUUGAAUUUCGUUCUCCUCGGUCUGAUCUACGAGAAUAUCACCGGGGUCUCGCUAGAACAAGCAUGGCAAAAAAUUUACCAUGAGAAGUUGAACAUGACCUCGAGCACAUACAAGUAUCCUGGGCCAGCUGCAGAUGCCAUCAUCCCCUACAAUGAAUCGUUUGCAUUGUUUUCAUACGACAUGGGACUUGAUACCCCGGCUGGGGGUCAAUAUACCAGUACCAAAGACUUGGUAGUUUGGGGCCGAGCCAUAUUACAAAGCUCUCUGCUGCCCAAAGUUCUCACCAGACGGUGGUUCACGCACGCCGCAUCAACAUCUGUUUGGACCAGCAAUGUCGGCAUCCCAUUCGAAAUUUAUCGUCUACCAGUCAUCGCAGACACGAACUACAACUUGACCCGCAUAGUCGACAUAUACUCCAAAUCCGGGGACGUUGGUCAGUACUCGACCAAUUUUGGCCUGAUCCCCGACCACAACUUGGGAUACUCGGUUCUCUCGGCCGGCGUGACUCCCAACACCCAAGUCAGCGCUAUCAGAGAUACAGUGGUCGACAUAUUCGUCAAUGCUGCCGAAGCCGCUGCAAAGGCCCAAGCCAAACAAGCAUUCACAGGCACAUUCGCGGCCUCGGACCGCAAUUCCUCCUUGACGCUGACGGUGGAUGGAGGACCAGGCGUCCUGAUUACCGGAUGGGUCAGCAACGGCACCGACUUCUUCCUGAACAACAUCAUCAUCCCUACCAAUGAUCUCCGAAUCUAUCCCACGGGUCUCGAGCGGACGGACGGCGCCAACACUUACCGUGCCUAUCGUCUCUUGUUUGCCUCUUCCCCGGUCCCGGACAACGUGGGCCUCUUCUCCGAGGCCAACGAUUAUUGGCUCAGCAUCGACAGUGGCAUCUACAACAAUCAGCCCUUCGAUGCCUUCGUGGUCGGCUUCGAUGUCGCUGGGCUGGUGCAAAGCAUCUACUUGGAUGCUUUCGUGGUCAACCUCACCCGUUCGGACGCGGCGUGA